AUGGCGUCUGGAAACCCUUACACCCUAAAAUGGGGCAUCAUGGCCACUGGCGGCAUCGCAGAGACCUUUUGCAAGGACCUCCUGUGCAGUCCUGCAGUUCGAGGCGCCGACGAUGUGCGCCACGAGAUUGUUGCCGUAGCCUCCUCCAGCAGCAGCCAGAGGGCGGCGGAAUUCCUCCAGAAGAUCAACGGUGCCUUUGACGCCAAGACGUACGGAUCGUACCCGGAACUCGUUGUCGACCCCAACGUCGACAUCAUUUACGUAGCAACUCCCCACAGCCACCACUUCCAGAACACCAUGCUGGCGCUGGAGGCCGGCAAGCACGUCUUGUGUGAGAAGGCCUUCACCGUGACCGCUGCCCAGGCCCGAAAGCUGGUUGAGACGGCCAAGGCGAAGAAGCUGUUCUUGAUGGAGGCUGUGUGGACACGAUAUUUCCCGUUGAGCAUCAAGGUUCGAGAACUGAUUACCUCUGGCGAGAUUGGCACCGUCUUCCGAACAAUUGGUGACUUGUCGAUCAACUCAAACGCAGAGGAGGGUAACGGCUUGAGCUUCGCAGACUCUCAUCGGAUGGUCAACCCUGAUCUCGCAGGCGAGCAAGACAAGGAGGCCCCAGCCGUGAUUGCUUCCAGCAACAAGUACACCACCGGCGCAGACGAGAACACGGCCAUAAUCUGCAGCUUCCCCGGCCACAACAGCAUCGGCAUCGCCUCAACGACGAUGCGAGCAGACACCGACCCCGAGAACGUCGUCCCGGCCGUCCGCAUCCAAGGAUCCAAGGGAGAAAUCCAAGUCUUCGCCCCGGCCUACCGGCCGACCAAGUACAGGGUGGUCAAGAAGAACGGCGAGGCCCAGACGUUCGACGCCCCCCAGCCCGCGGACCCUGCGCGCAACGGCUGGGGCCACGGCAUGUUCUGGGAGGCGGACGAGUGCGCUCGGUGCUUGCGUGACGGCAAGUUGGAGAGCGCCACGUUGCCCUGGAAGGAGAGCAUCGUCAUCAUGGAGACGAUGGAGGAGGCGCUGAGGCAGGGUGGCAUCACGUAUCCGGAGCUGAUUACCACCGAUGUGUAUGACCCCAAGAGCCCUCUCAACACGGGCAAUCAGUGA
Messenger RNA from Trichoderma breve, 1104 nucleotides. Its product is annotated as oxidoreductase family, NAD-binding rossmann fold domain-containing protein. The record is from RefSeq and is a predicted model, not a curated record. Lineage: Eukaryota; Fungi; Ascomycota; Sordariomycetes; Hypocreales; Hypocreaceae. The transcript has 4 exons. Gene Ontology annotation, molecular function: nucleotide binding. The coding region runs from base 1 to 1104 and encodes 367 amino acids.